ACAGUGAGCAGGGUCCUGGUAAAGAAGCGCUCGAAUAGCAGUCGGCUUGUGCCUCUCAGUGUCGGACCAAAAAAAUGCAACCUCGGGUGUACAAAGAAAUUGACUCAGAAGUCACUAUUUACAAGUUUGUAUGUCAACAAAAAUGGCAAGCCGGCUCCAGAAGGUGCUACUGGUACUCCCAAUCGUCUUUGUUGUCGGGUUUAGAUUUAAACCGGAGCGUGGCUGCUGCACCUCAAUUUUUUUCACCUUUUGCUAUCGAAGUCCGCGAAUAACGUUCGAUGACGCAGUGCCCUUCGAGGACAUUCACGACAGAGCCGAAUAUUGGCAAUGCCAAGCAGAGCAGAAGAAAAAGAAGGGUCGAAAGCGCGACGCGGGAAGUCCACUUUUACGAACCGGACGAAUAUUGUGCUAGCUCAAGUAGAAGUUGAAUUAUUAAGUAAUUAGACAGAUCAUAGCUUUUUGGAGUUGGAAGAAGGAUCAGCUAAGCUGCUCUAACAUAGAUCCCGACGAAUGACUGGUUUGCCUCUCGGCGAAAAGAACUCAAGGCGGAGUCUGAGGCGAAUAGUCCUAGCACAGGCGAUAGGUCUACGAGGAUCGACAGCAUUGGUUUUGGCUCUGCGCUUCCAGAUAUAUUGAAACCCCAUCGGAAGUAAUUCCAUGAAAGUCGCUCACUUACUUGUUCAGGAAUACACUUCCAUAUUAAGUCGCAUAAUUGAGAUCCAUGUUUCUAUUUGGCCAUGGGGCGUUUUGACGCGAUAAGUUCGUACACAAGUAGCGAGUUGACAUCGACAUUGCUUUUUCGUAUCCGAGAUGAUUUCUUCUUAUUUGAUAGUUCUAGAUGCAUAGGUGGGCAGUUGUGCGAUGUAAAAAUAUACUCAGGCUUUGGAAAGCUGCAUGUCAUGGAUGUGAUUUGAAUUCGAACACUAGAGAGUCUGGACAUAGACCUGAUACAGAGCAGCGCCUAUAUACAUCUACCGUCUGUGAAAUGCAUAUGACAAACUGACUUUUUUCAAGCAUCGUCGUUAAUAUCAGCAUGGAUGGGCCUGUAGUUCUUGAAAGCGAUGAAAAGACUAUCUUCGUCUAUCAGCAGAUGGCUGAUCCUCACUCAAAGAUGGUUACCACCGCAAGCACCCAGGGGAAGGCGGUCUUGCUAUGUCAGCAUCGGUUUGAUUCAUCACAAUUGUAAAGAAG
Molecule: messenger RNA, 1191 nt
Organism: Amoebophrya sp. A25
Lineage: Eukaryota; Dinophyceae; Syndiniales; Amoebophryaceae
Source: the annotation of a GenBank genome assembly